UGAAGUGAAGUGCUCAGGUAUUUGCACCCGGCUUACUUCAUUUGUAGUUUUACGGGCAAGAAAACGAGCGGUCAAGUUUUUUUUCGGUCAGAUGACACGAGAACUUUGCCUUGUGGGUGUCCUUAUGGCGGUGACAGGGGUGGGCUUGAGAGCAGAGCCCGGCACGACGGCGGGGCUUGAGGGCGCACACGCAAAAAGCCUUCCGCUGCUAGACGAUGUAUACAAUAACCUUGUCGUCGCCGUUAGUGGAGACCCAGCGGAAAAUGUCUCUGAACUUCUUGAGAAUUUGAUAAAUGUGGUGCAGGAAGCUUCAAACGUUCUUACCAAAGCUACCGGCGACCGGAUUAAGUUUGGAAAGAUGACAGUCCUUUUCCCCGAACACUGGGAAAUUCUAUCGCCGAUUUUACCAAAUACUAAAGUCGAGAGCGUGUACCUGGCGAGCGCAGAGGCCCCUCAUCUGCUGGUGGCCGACAAGCAUCCGGUUAUCGCGGCGCCGGCGUGGACCCAGCACCGUCUGCCUUGCGGCCAUCCUGGUGACUUCAUCUUCCUGGAUAGAUCUUUCCUGAACGAUACGUCCGAUUCCCGAAGAGGAAAGAAGCUCGCGCAGGAGUGGGCGAAGUACCGCUGGGGCGUCUUCGAGGAGCACGGGUAUAAGGGCGACCCCCUCUAUCCCUUUACAAGAGAAGGCACAGAAGCAGGGAAGGAGGAGAAUAAUCUAUGUCUGGACGGAGGGAACUGGCUGAAAUCAACGUCUUCCCUUCUCUCUCUGGCGGACAACCACGGGGAAGAUGAGUGGAAAAGCAUCAUCCAGUUCUGUGACUCAGAGAAUCACGUCUUCACUGAGUCUCGCCACAAUAACCUUUGUCAGGGAAAGAGUGCGUGGGAGAUCAUGAGAAGUCAUGCAGGCAGGUUUAUUUUAAUUGUGUGCUCUAAAGAGUCACGUCUUCACUGA
Molecule: messenger RNA, 952 nt
Organism: Penaeus vannamei (Pacific white shrimp)
Lineage: Eukaryota; Metazoa; Arthropoda; Malacostraca; Decapoda; Penaeidae
Source: RefSeq, a predicted model, not a curated record